Schistosoma rodhaini is the source of this 4398-nucleotide messenger RNA. The record is from the annotation of a GenBank genome assembly. Lineage: Eukaryota; Metazoa; Platyhelminthes; Trematoda; Strigeidida; Schistosomatidae.
UUUUGUUUGUAUCUUUUAGUUCGGUGUGCGGUUUAAAAUCUGUUACCUGGCGGUUGACGUCGAAGCUGGUUUUCUGCCGCCAAUCAGAAGUACAAUUAAACACAAAGGAAACGUACAAUCACACAAUCUUACCCAUGUAUCUUAGUUUAUUCGUGUUUAAUCUUCUACUGGGAUUGUCAGUUGGUUAUCCUAGUCGGUUGACUUUCGAGUUACCUGACAAUGAAGGUAUUUGCUUCUAUGAAGAUCUUCCAGCUUCGAAAAAGUACGUAUUUAGCUAUCACGUUAUUCACGGAGGUCAAACUGAUGUUGAUAUCGUAAUUAAAGAUCCUAAACAAGUGAUUAUUUCUAAUGUUGAACGUGGUUCAGACGACGAUAUCACCUUCACAACAAUUCCUUCUAAUGGCACUUAUUCUUUUUGUUUCAGUAAUGAGUUCUCUUCUAUAUCGCACAAACUUAUAUAUUUUGAAAUUCGACCGGAAGAUUUUGAAUCAUUAGCUGAAGAGGCUGGGUUACCGGUUUUUCCAACUGUGAUGACUUUAUUGGAUAGUGUUGUGGAGGUGUUACAUCAUUAUCUGUCACGGGCUGAAAGUUUCGGAAUCGAGUUGAAAAAUCGUGAUUAUGGUGAUUUCUUAGUAGCGGAAGAUUUGAAUUCAGCUGUUUUUGUUUGGAGUGUCAUUAUUACAUUUGUUGUGAUAAUAACUUCAGUUGGACAAGUCACAAUAUUAAAGAAUUUCUUCAGCGAGAAAAAAGUUGCUUAUUCGGCAAUCCCAACAAGUUAUCCUACCCAUACUUUAAGAACAUGAUUUGGUGCAAAUUCUAGCAUUAUUUCUGCCUUAUAGGAUAGUUGGGAUUAGUCGAUGACAAGCACGAGAAAUAUCGACUAUUUUCUGACUCCCGUCCAACUUUAUUUUUUUUGUCAGUCGAUUCUUACCCAUUUUCUAACCAAACUUUCCAAAUUGUUAACCUGUACAGCUUCGGUUUUUAAAAUUUUGAUUUGUAUUUUAAAGUUUGUUUUGUUCUUGUGUUGAUUUGUUUCUCUCAAACACAUUAGUUUAGUUCAUGUUAUGAAAAACAUUUUUUUGGUUACUCAGUAUAUGAUGAUGACCAGUGAUUGUUAGUUUUUUUUAAUGAAGAGUUGCAUUGUGUCUGACGUUUACAUGGCUGACGUAGCUGACAACUGACCGCUAAAACUAUCUGAUAAGUCUUUGUAAUUGAACGCUAUACUCGGACCCUAAGCUAGUCUCGUAACCUCCAAGCUAAAUCUGCACAUCGACUUGAACACGAGAGAAAAGGCUCAAAACAUGCGAUAAGCACUUUACUACAAAGGUUCAUUUAUAUACAGAAAAUAUAAUGUUUUUAUAGUAUUUUAGAAGUCAUUGGGUUUUCCUAAAAAUUCUGGAAUGCUACUAGACAUAGCAGCAGUGUAGUAACCAGCCAAUCAGAAACUCUGCAUGUGACUUUUAAUUUUCGUGAUGUUUCUAGUAAAACUUCUAGUCGAACAAUGAUUGAAUAAAAUGUAAUGUUUCCUGAGCUUGUCAUGUCUGUCGCGAGAAAUUUUCUGGAUCAUCCCAACACUAUCGGUAGUCUACUUUGUCUCUGCAUAUUAUAUCAUAUUUUAGAGCAUCAUUCAUGUUAUUUAUUAAGUCUUUACUGCUUACAAAUUUGGCUAGUGUAAGAAUGUAAACUAUUUCUAGGUAUCCACUUUCCCCUCUUGACUUACAUGAAAAUUUCUUCACUACACGAAGCUACUGAUUAGAGGCUUCUUGAGUAAGGGUGUAGCAUGAAAAAGCUCUGUGGAGGCUAAACUCUUUGUAUACUCAGCUGUAGCAGGGUUUCUGAUGUAUAGUAUGCCUUCGAUUGUUGCUUCACGAACGAUGCAAGCGUACAUCAAAUCAUGAUAGAAAAUCUGAUGCAGUUUUGAGAUAUUCUAAUUUUUUUUAAUAAUUGGAACAAUAUAGUAAAUAUAAGUGCAUCAAAUGAAAGCUAGGAUCAUCGUGAGACAAAAAGUCCACUCAAUCAGCUUCUUACCGUGAAGAUACGACCAGUAUUAUAGUUUUAUAACUAUAAACCAGUAACACCUAUAUUGGAAUCGUCCCCCAAUUAGUUAAAACCAGAAGUCAGAUGCGAAGAGAUUGGAAAGAUAUAUUUGAUUCGUUAUCAAUAUAUCGAGAAGCGGUUCUGACUAGUAAACGUAGGAGCCGUUUCCCACGCUGAGUUGUAACGUGAUAUGGUACGGAUGCAUUGCCGAAAGCCUUCAGUUAAACAAGUCCACUUAAAACAAUGUGGUCAGCAUCCAAUGUCGUACACUUAACAAGUUAUUGAUUUUGGGGAAUUAUUUACAGCUACAACCGAAUUUCCCAUGUUAUUGUGUGGUGUGUGCUACUGAUCUUGGCCGAUAUUAUUAGUAUGAAGCAUCAAUCGAAAGUGAAAUGCAUGGUGACAGAAGGUUAACAUUUAAAAGAACAGAGUGGUUGGUGUGAAAACUAAUAGACGACAAAAUCUGAAACAAUUGAUUGACAUUUCGCAAAUGACUGUAUGGUUAUCAGACUUUACGAAGAUAUUCUGUAAUGUUUCAUUGAAAUACAUUUAGUAGUCCCCACUUGUUUUUUUCGUUCACUAAAACUGUACGAGAUAUGAUUUGUUCAAUCAAUUUAUAAACUUCUAAUGAAAUUUCUUGUAAACCUAUUGAAUGAAUCAAGUCAUAAUCGGAAAUUUAAUAGAUACUGAGUUUUCUACUGAUCCAACACUUUCCAAUGACAUUCUUAAUAAACUUGGUGAAAAUACUUCAGAAGAAUCAAAUCUUAUUGUUAUGUCAAAUUUUAUUUAUCUUCAUUAUGCAUCUGUUUCUUGUGAGAAACGUCCAAUGAGAAGUACGAGUCUAGAAUGAGCUCAAUUUUGUUUACGAUUCUAAUGAUUUCAUAUUGACUGUGGUUUGUGCUUAUCAUAAAGUCACUUCUAAUGAAUCCUCUAAUCAAUGGGAAAUAUGUUUUAAAUGAAGCCACAUCAUUCAUAACUUGGAGAUAUGAAGAUCCAACAUUAUUUCGUGGGGGGGAUAGUGCUGAAAAAAAAUGUUGGAUUCUCAUUUAAGCUGUGGCGGAUGUGGUGUUUGUAUGAACUAAUGAUCCCUUUGUAUUUGAUGACUGCUUGAUUUCGAAUUCCAAAUACAACACAUUCAUUCGUGCUCACCUAGUUCAUUCCGAAUUGAGUUGCUGUUUCUGGGAUUCCUAGUUUGUACAAUAAAUCAAAUACUUCUUAUCAUCACAGUGUGCCGCUUCGAUGUCCAGUAGGGCUGGUCUAUUCAGGAGUUCUUCGUAAUGGUCUACCCACCUGUUCUGCUGUUCUUAAAUCUCAGUGAUUGGUUUGCCUUGUUUGUCCUUGACUGGCCUCUCUUGUUUAAUAUAUUCCCCUCCUAGUUUAUCCAUUGUCUCAUAUAGUUGUUUCAUACUCCCAUCUCUUUAAGCUUUUUUCACCAUCGCUUCUAUGUUUUCCACGUCUUUCUGCUUGUCAGCUCUAAUGCUCCUUUCAACUUGUUUGUUUGUUUCUGUUUGCUCAGUUCGACUUUCUCUGUUUUUGUUCGGCUGUCGUUAACUGCUGUCCUCUUGUCCUUCCUUUCUUGAAUCCUCAGGGUUUCGAUGAAGAUCCAUUGCUUAUGAUGAUGCUUCUUGAGGUCCUUAGCUUACACAGUGAGCACACAACUCCACUCAGGAUCGAGCUCAUUUCACAGUACAAAAACGAUACUAUUUUAGACACAUAAUGGUUACUAUUCGGAGUUUAGUCGGUUAGUACUAUAGAACAACCUUCUUGAACUGUCAUUUAUGGGUUUGAUACACACUUCAUGUCUUGUCACCACUGAGUACAUUUUUAUUAUUCAGUAAAGACAUUAAGCACAAAUCAUUAACUAUAAAAUCCCACAGAACAAAUAAGUUAAAUUAGAUCAAAUUUUCCUGUUGUUCUGAUAUUAUUAGCUCAACCGUUUCCUAUUUGCUUGCAAACUACCAUUUUAAAUAUCAAUAGUGUAAAUGUUUCAUGUUUUCUUUCCAAAAUCAGAAAUCUCAUUGUGUUCUUUUCACGUGUCCGAAUUCCUGGUUUUUAUUUCAAAUUUUUAUAAGUUGUGUAGGUUAUUGAUUCAAAGUAAUGAAUGAACAAUACAAUGUUACAGUGUUGGUGAAUGAGAAAAUAUCAUUGGGUAUUGAACAUUUCUCAUAUAUCAUUUUCGAUUGUGUCACAUAAAUACAUUAACGAUUCUUUAGUUUCUUAAUUAAUUUCUUUCAUGUCAUGUUUGAGAAAUUCAUUUUUGAUCUCAGAAAAUUGCCAACAUCCAAAAUGCAUUGAUAGUCAAAAUCCAAUAAAUUUCCAACAAUUUCUUGCUAUCCUUUUAAAUAAACUUUGAUUAUUAAC